Mangifera indica (mango) is the source of this 2231-nucleotide messenger RNA. RefSeq lists its product as uncharacterized. The record is from RefSeq and is a predicted model, not a curated record. Gene Ontology annotation, molecular function: protein binding. Bases 127 to 2034 code for a protein of 635 amino acids. Lineage: Eukaryota; Viridiplantae; Streptophyta; Magnoliopsida; Sapindales; Anacardiaceae. The transcript has 6 exons.
UGCGUGGAAAAGGAAGAUGAAAGAGAUUUUGCUUGAGACAAUUGCAUCAUUUAUAUCUAUAUAUAUUGUUUCAAGUCAAGUGUUUUCCGGACAAAGUUUAUUCUCAAGGAUGGCUUCUUCUUCUUCAUGUCAGCCCCUGGCCUCUUCCGAGUCGCGCAAAUGCCCCCUACUUUCAUAAGGCUGACCCCUGAGAGACCUUCUUUAUUACCGUAUCUGCCACUGUAUAAGGCAGUACUCAGAGGCGACGUGAGAGAAGUAGCAAGAUGCUGGCUUGCAGAUGCAGUAAAAACCAGGAUCACGUUAAACGCUGACAGAGCACUUCACGUAGCUGUAGGAACCGGGACGGCCAAUCAUAUUGUGGAGUAUCUGUUGGCUAAGAUGUCAGAUGACCAAGUGAGACUAAGAAAUAACGACGGCAACAACGUCCUUGCCGUUGCCGCAAUCGUUGGCAAUGUCGAAGCAGCCAAGAUGAUCAUGGGAAGACUGCCAGAAUUAAUUGAUGUGAAAAACAAUAAUAACUAUGUGCCUUUGAUCGAGGCUGCUCGACAUGGCCACAAGAAGAUGGUGAAGUAUUUGUUGCCAUUCAGUGAAAGUUAUUUGCUCUCGGAGGAUCGGCCUACAGAUAAGACCCGUGUUUUCUUCGUGCAUUUGCUGAUAAUUGCUGGAUUUUAUGAUUUGGCAAUAAAACAGGUUCUAUCUCAUGGAAGUUUAGCUGUGUCAGAGUUAUAUCCUGGUGAGACUCUGCUGAGUGCAAUAGCCAGAAAGCCAUCUGCGUUUCCCAGUGGAAGAAAGCUGAGAUCUUACCAGAAAGGGGUCUACAUUUAUUGGCAUGGUAUUUCUGUAAUGGGCAUCCAGAAAAUGAUGACAAACAUCUCAAGCUGCAUCCGAAGAAUGAUGACAAGCAUAUCAAGCUUCAUCCGAAAUUACAUGCCACAUAGCUUAAUUAUUGCCAUCACUCUAUUUCAAUCUCGAUGGCGCUUUGUUUAUUCUAUAAUUGGAGAGAAAAAAUGGAUGUACCGACAAAAAAUUUUUCUUGUCAAACUGUUAUGCAUGGAAAUUAUAUCACGCUCAAACGAUGAAACGGCUUACUCAAGACUGAAACAACCACUCCUUUUAGCGGCAACAUUGGGGGCUCAUGAAGUUGUGGAAGAGAUUGUAAAGUCAUUUCCUGAUGCUGUGUUAUUUGCCAAUGAAGAGAAUCAUGGUGCAUUCCAUUUAGCAGUCAUAAACUUUCAUGAAGCCGUGUUCAAUCUCAUAUUUGAAAUGAAUGGCCACAGACAUUUGUUGUUGAUGUCUCAGGACAAUUCUGGUAGCAAUAUCUUGCACUUAGCUGGAAACCUGGCUCCUCAAUAUCAACUGAAUCGCAUUCCUGGUGCAGCUUUGCAAAUGCAACGGGAGUUGCAGUGGUUUGAGGAAGUGGAGAAAGUUGUACCACCUACCUUCAGAGAAGAUAAAAACGCUCAGGGAAAGACUCCUGCAAUGGUAUUUGCAGAGGAACAUCAGGGUCUUGUCAAAGAAGGUGAAAAAUGGAUGAAAGAUGUAGCGACUUCAUGUUCAGUAGCAACAGCACUCAUUGCUACUGUAGUAUUUUCAGCAGCUAUUACAGUACCUGGUGGCAACAAUAAUUUUGGACACCCAAAUUUUUACAAAGAAAUAGCCUUCACUAUCUUUGGCAUUGCAGAUUCAAUCUCUUUGUUCUCUUCAACAGGGGCCAUCUUCAUGUUCUUGUCCAUCCUAACUGCUCGCUAUGCAGACAGUGAUUUUCUAUAUGCCCUGCCCAAAAGGCUAAUUUUGGGUCUAUUUUUGUUGUUUCUGUCAGUAACAGCAAUGAUGGUAGCAUUUGGCGCCACUGUUUAUUUGGUAUUUACUGAAGAAAAACAAAACUGGGUUCUGGGUUUAGUAAUUGGAUCAGCUAUUUUGUCUGUGUCUGUGUUUGCAUAUUCACAGUUUCCCCUUCUAUUGGACUUGACCAUUUCCACUUAUGGCCCCAGCAUUUUUGGCAAGCAAAGCCCGGGUAUGUUGUACGAAAUAUAAAUUAGAUGAGUUGUAUCUAUAAAUUUUUGAGGUAUCAGAAAGGCAGCAUAGAACCAAAAGUUUGUAAUCAAUUCAAUUAUGUCGAUGAUGCAGCUAUGCAUGUUGUUAUUGUAAUAGUUUUAGGUAGUAUAGAGAUCCCAUUUUGCUUUAGGAUGAUAAUAAAAGAUCUAUUUGAAGCACUGCCAAUCUUUUGACUA